Rhizoctonia solani is the source of this 4515-nucleotide messenger RNA. Its product is annotated as peptidase C14. NCBI's taxonomy places the organism in Eukaryota, Fungi, Basidiomycota, Agaricomycetes, Cantharellales, Ceratobasidiaceae. The transcript has 7 exons. Bases 1 to 4515 code for a protein of 1504 amino acids. Gene Ontology annotation, molecular function: protein binding. The record is from RefSeq and is a predicted model, not a curated record.
AUGUCUUCCACACCCCGCCCCAAACGGGGCGCGCUUGACUCUUUGGUGUCUAAAAUUACAAAGCGUCCGCGAUCACAUACCACGACUCCGGAGCCCGCUUCAAGCUCUAAUAACGCGACCCAAAUCUCAAACGACCUGAGAGAAACAUCUCAAAUUCAAUCUGCCACCCCAGUCCCUCGUGAUAUGUUGACCACACCUCCGUCUCCCAUCGGGACAGUGACGCCAGCUUCUCAGAAAAAUACAGCGAACAGACCACGCUUACAACGUGUUGGCGCGGCGCUUAAAGACUUGAGUCAAAGUGCGGGCGUAUUCCCACCACUUCAAGCCAUUAUCACAGAUGUGAUAUCAUGUUUUGAUACACUCAAGCGCACGCAGAUAGACCCAGUAUACGAGACGGAGUACGAAGCACUCUUACAGGAGCUCCAGAUGUUAAGCGGUUCCUUAGCCUAUCAUGUGCCGAGGUCGAACUCUGCCCAUAUGUCGGACUGCACAACUAGGAUGAAAAAGUUGAUUGCAAAACAAACCGAAGUGAUCAAGAAAUGGCAAGAUCAACCCAUAGAACGCAACCUGGACAAGGCCGAACAAUACCAGCAGGAAAUCCUAAGGGCAUAUCGUGGAAUUGAGAGUGCCUUUCGGCAGUUACAAACCGAUGCGACCCUGGAUAUAUGGAGCAGUGUAGGAGAGCAGACUGUGAAUAGCCGCCUCGAUAAACUGUUCCCGUCCAGAUUAGCUCCCCAUAACUCCAGUCUCUCAACCGAGGUCGAUCGCCGAGCCUGUACCAAACACACACGAGCCCAGAUCCUGUUAGAGCUCGACCAAUGGUCAGCCGAUCCUCAGAAACCCAACAUAUACUGGAUGAACGGCAUGGCUGGCACAGGCAAAACAACCAUCGCAUACACAUUUGCCGAGUCGCUCAAGGCACGAGGACUUCUUGGAGCGAGCUUUUUCUGCACGCGAACGUCCAGUGAGUGCCAGGAUAUAGGACGAAUCAUACCGACGAUCACAUAUCAGCUUGCGCGGUACUCCAUGAGCUUCCAAUCAGCGGUCGUAAAGGUACUAGGCAGUGAUCCUGACAUCGGGACCCGGGCUAUAGCGGAACAAUGUGAGCGGCUGAUCAAAGAGCCGUUGACGCAGGUGAAGGGCGACAUACCCGAUGGACUCGUGGUCGUAAUCGAUGCACUUGACGAAUGCAGCAACACGAACGGCGUGCGAACAAUCUUGGACGUAAUUUUCAGAAUCACUCCCAACUUGCCUAUCAAGUUCUUCGUCACCAGCCGACCCGAGCCGGACAUCCGCCAAAGGAUCGAGGCGCAGUCCGACCGCAACCGGUCGAUGUGCGUGCUACACGAGAUCGAAAAGUCGCUAGUCGAAGCAGACAUCGAGCUAUACCUGCGUGACGAACUUUGCAACGGCGUCUCUGAGCAUGAUCUAAUCAAACUCGCCAAGCUAUCUGGAAACCUGUUCAUAUAUGCAGCCACCGCAAUUCGGUAUAUUCGAAGAAGAGGCACCAUGGUAGAUGAAGACCGGCUUGAGGCGAUCCUGAAAUCGUCUUCCAAAUCAGCCAACCGACACGCGGACAUUGACAAGCUAUAUGCUACGAUUCUAGAUGCGGCAGUCCACGACUCGAACCUGGAUCAGGAGGAGCAAGAGCAGACACUGGCAAUAGUUUGGACAGCAAUUUGCGCACGAGAGCCGAUCGACGUCGAUACGCUUGGAGCUCUGACGGGGAUCAAGGCGGCAAAGGUUCAAGUACUGCUCCAGUCUCUGUAUUCGGUGCUGCACGUAUCACAAGCGACCAAGAUGAUCACUACGUUGCACGCAUCGUUCCCCGACUUUAUAUUUGACGAGGCACGGUCGACCAAGUUCUACUGCGACGAAGCAAAGCACAGUCAGCUGCUCGCCGAACGGUGCUUCGAGGUGAUGCAAGACCAGCUGCGAUUCAACAUCUGUGGCCUAGAGACAUCGUUUAUACCCGAUAGCAAAGUGGAAGACCUGGAAUACCGGAUAGCAAAGUCAAUCUCGCCAACGCUGUCAUACGCAGCGCACCAUUGGGGAGAUCAUGUAGUCAAGAGCGCGCCAUGUGAGAUGGUGCAGAAAGGGCUGGAAGAGUUCCUGUCAUACCGACUGCUGUUCUGGAUGGAGGUGGUGAGCCUGAAGCGUACGCUGGACAAAGGGAUAGUCAUGCUGUCGGCACUUAAGCCGUGGCUGACGGUCAAAGACGCAUCAUCGGAUCUGGGCAAGUUGCUGAACGACUCGUGGAUCUUUGUAUCAAAGUAUGCUGCCGGAUCUGUCUCGCAGUCGACGCCGCACAUAUACAUCUCGGCAUUGGCAUUUUGCCAUCACUCAAGCUCGGUAUACAAGCAGUACUGGGGUCAUACUCGGGGACUUCUGAGGCUGGAAGGGUCUGCAAUGGAACAAAGUCCAACGGCGCUACUUGCGACAUGGCAGAUGCAUUUGGGGGCCAUCUCACUGGCGUUCUCUCCCAAUGGGUCUCGAUUUGCAAUUGGAUUUGAAGAUGGCACAGUAAAUAUAUUUCAUGCGCACAAUGGAACAGUGGCUCUUGGCCCCCUCAAAGGACACGCCAAUUGGGUCAGAUCCGUAGCAUAUUCUCCCGACGGACUGCUGCUUGUCUCUGGCUCUGAGGGCGGUACAAUGCUUGUGCGAGACGCGCAGACCGGCAGUUGCAUAUAUGACGUCAUCAAGGGGCAUGAAAGCAAAGUGACGUCAGUAUCGUUCUCACCCGACGGCAAGCACAUUCUCUCAAGGUCCAAUGACCAGACAACGCGGAUGUGGGACAGUGGCAACGGCAGUCUGAUACCCAACUCCAUCAAACGCCAUCCUUCAACAGUCAAGUGCACGGCGUUCUCUCCUGAUGGCAAGCAUAUCGCAUGUGGCUUGUUAAGCGAUGAGUGUCCCAUUGUUGUUUACGACGCAUCCACCCGCGAGUCUCUCCCUUUUCCAUUCGAUGCUCAUCAAUCCCCAGUGUGGUCAAUCGCCUUUUCGCCAAACAGCAAGCACCUUGUCACUGGCCAUGAAUCCGGUGAUCUGCGCGUCUGGAGUCUACAGGACGGCACCGCCACACACUCCCCACCCAAAGUACACAACAAUGCAAUCACAUCCAUUGGGUUUUCGCCACUCGGAGACAAACUCGUCACUGGCUCUUGGGAUAGGUGCGUGUAUAUAUGGGAUGUAGAGCACGGCUACUCCAACCCUUGCCUACUUGGCACACACAACCAUUUGGUUUACUCCGCUGCGUUCUCACCCGAUGGCACACGAGUCGCAUCAUGCUCAAAAGAUCGCACCGUCAAGAUGUGGAAUGGACUGCACCCAACAUCAUCUCACACCUCACACUCCAGCGCACCAACCAUGCUUGUCUGGUCGGUUGCGAUCUCGCCUGAUGGGUCACGCAUCGCCGCAGCGGGUGUUGACAAAGCGAUCUACAUGUUUAACACACACGAUGGCACUGCCGCUCUCCAGCCACUUGUCGCACACACGGAUGAGAUCAACUCGGUGGCGUUCUCAGUCGACGGCAGGUACCUCGCUUCUGGUGGCGACGACAAAUGCAUAUGUCUAUGGGAUGCCACAAGCGGCAAUCUGCUAUCCGGUCCACUUCGAGGGCAUGAAGAAAUGAUAUGGUCAGUGUCGUUCUCACCCGAUAGCAGGCACGUUGUUUCUGCCUCAUGUGACAAGACCAUACGCAUGUGGGAUGUGGACGAUGGGACUCUGACGCCCACAGACCUGGUUGGAACGCACGACAAGGAGGUCAACUCAGCGGCAUUCUCCCCCGACGGCAAGCAUAUCGUUUCUGGGUGUGAUGACAGGAAGAUCCGGAUGUGGGAGUCGCAGACGCUAUCACUCGUGUUCGAUCCGUUCGGGUCGCGGCAGCAUAAGGAGGGUAUCUGGUCGGUGACGUUCUCGCCUGAUGGCAGACUCAUUGCUUCUGGGUCCACAGAUGGCGCUAUCUGCAUCUUUGACUCGCACAGUGGCGAGUUGGUCCUCGGUCCUCUCAAGGCACAUCAGAAUUGGGUGAGGUCAGUUGUGUUCACACCCGACAGCAAUCACAUCGUAUCUGGCUCGGCUGAUCGAAGGGUUGGAGUGUGGAGGGUGGAAGAUGGGGCUCCUGCAUGUAAGCCACUUCAAGGACAUCAAGGUUGGAUUUACUCGGUGGCAUGUUCGCCCGACGGUGCAUGUAUUGUCUCAGGCUCGGAUGACGCGACGAUUCGAGUAUGGAAGGCACCAGGAAGGGGCGCUGUAUCCGACAUAUCCCAAUCUGCCUCUUCGACCUCAGACCAGAGGAAGCCCCAUAGUGCGAUUGUCGGUGGACUGACGAUCGAUGGUGAUGGGUGGGUACGCAACCGCGACUCACAGCUAGUUUUCUGGGUUCCAUCUGAUCUGCUCAAGCUGUUCCCUCUCCUCGAGACCGUUUACACGAUCGGGUCUGAAGGCACGUGUCGAGCGGACUAUAGUCAGCGUUUGCUGCUUGGGGAGGAUUGGCAUCGAUGCUUUGUUAGCUGA